Penicillium malachiteum is the source of this 507-nucleotide messenger RNA. Its product is annotated as quinate permease. Bases 1 to 507 code for a protein of 168 amino acids. The transcript has a single exon. Gene Ontology annotation, biological process: carbohydrate transport; transmembrane transport. NCBI's taxonomy places the organism in Eukaryota, Fungi, Ascomycota, Eurotiomycetes, Eurotiales, Aspergillaceae. Gene Ontology annotation, cellular component: membrane. Gene Ontology annotation, molecular function: carbohydrate:proton symporter activity. The record is from RefSeq and is a predicted model, not a curated record.
AUGAAAUAUCUGAAUGCUCCUAUUAUCUGCGCCGCAGUGGCAUUUGGACUUCUCGGUUCAGCCAAAGGGUUAGAUGAAAGUCUGAUCGCCACUAUUGUGGAUUUACCAUCUUUCAUCAAAGAGUAUCAGCUUCAUGCAAGCUAUCUGAGUGCAGAAGAGAAAGCAAACAGACUAUCGAAUGUUACUUCCAUGCUGCAUCUCGGCAGCCUACCGGGAGCAUUUAUUGCAUUCUUCUCCAGUCACUGGAUUGGUCCACUUUGGACAAUGCGACAUUUGUGCCUCCUUUGGAUUAUAGGGAUGAUAUUUUUCAUCACAUUAGCAGGGAACCUUAGCCAGCUCAUAGCUGGUCGGUUCGUUAUGGGUCUAGGAGUCGGCCAGGCGGGUAUCAUUGGACCCAUAUAUCUAGCGGAGGUGGCUCCAAAAUCCCACCGAGGAUUGCUAGUCGGUGUUUAUGCGCUCUCGGAGUAUUUUGGUGUGUUCAUUGGUGUGAGUAUAUGCCGUGGUUGA